This is a messenger RNA of Penicillium nucicola, 1461 nucleotides long. RefSeq names its product mariner-Tc1 transposon family protein. The transcript has 2 exons. The record is from RefSeq and is a predicted model, not a curated record. Gene Ontology annotation, molecular function: DNA binding. NCBI's taxonomy places the organism in Eukaryota, Fungi, Ascomycota, Eurotiomycetes, Eurotiales, Aspergillaceae. Bases 1 to 1461 code for a protein of 486 amino acids. Gene Ontology annotation, cellular component: nucleus.
AUGCCCCGUCAAGCUAUCACGAACCAGCAAAAGAUCGCUCUCAGAGAGCAGCACCGCAAGCACCCUUCGGCCACCCAAACCCAGCUCGCUAGCUGGUUCAACGAGGUCUAUAACCAUCGCCCUACACAAUCCACCCUAUCCGCUAUCCUCUCCCCUAAAUAUCGACACCUCGAUACAUAUCUGACGGAGCAUUCGAUAAAAGCGAAGCGGUGCCGCACUGCGAAGUGGCCAGACCUCGAAGCCGCACUUGUACAUUGGAUCGUUCUUACCAAUGGUUGGCUAGAAGCCUUCCAAAGCCGGGAAUCAAUUCGGAAUCGGCUACACGCUGGUGAAGAUGGAAGCACACCGGAGUCCGCAAGUGAAGCUAUGAUUCCUAUCCGGCAAGCACUCGGAGCAUAUCAUCCAAGGGAUAUCUUUAAUUGUGAUGAGACUGCACUUUAUUGGAGACGAACCCCUGUUCGGAGCCUUGCUACGAAGAAUCUAUCGGGAAAGAAGCAACAAAAAUCAAGGAUCACAGCAUUGUUUUGCUGUAACUCCGACGGUUCUGAGAAAUUGAUUCCCUGGUUUAUUGGAGCGGCUCGAAACCCCCGCGCCUUUACUGCCGCUCAUAUCAAUAUCAAUAACUUUAAUCUUCAAUGGAGAUCGAAUAAAAAAGCAUGGAUGGUUGGCAAGUUCUUUGAAGAAUGGCUUCGAUGGUUUGAUAGCCAGAUGGUCCAUCGGAAGGUGGUGCUUCUUAUGGACAAUUUCUCUGCGCAUGAAUCCGCAGUAAAGACUAUAAAUAAUAGUCUUCUACCGCUUCAAAACACCCUGAUUAUUUGGCUUCCGGCUAAUUCAACGAGCCGGUUUCAACCAUUAGAUCAGGGUAUUAUCAGAACCUGGAAGGCCUACUGGAAACGCCAGUGGGUAAGGUUUAUGGUAGCUGAAUUCGACGCGGGCCGUGAUCCUCUUCGAUCUAUGAAUGUGCUUGAGGCAUUAAAAUGGGGAAUUCAGGCCUGGCAAUUUGAUGUUUCCGCUCAAACUAUUGUUAAUUGCUUUAAUAAGGCAUUAACGGAGAAGGGCGAAGAUUAUCAACUACAGCAGCAGCUAAUAAAUGAACUUAAUGCUGGUUUGCAGAUGCUGAGGCCUGUACUAGACCCAAUGAGCAUUGAGAACUUCCUCAAUCCUAUGGAUGAGGUGGUGCAGGAUGGUAUUGAGACUAUAGAUGAUAUAGUGCUAGCCCAGUUUGCCAGAGAUGAUGAUGAUACAGAUGCAGAUGCAGAUGCAGAAACCAUACCUGAAACCCCCCUGGUUCCGAUAAAUGAUGCUAUUCGUGCAUUAGAGACGCUUCGGUUAUAUGAAGAGCAGCAGGAGCGAGGCGAAACGCAGCUAAUAACCAGUCUGUAUAAACAUCAGAGGAUAAUACAGGAUAGGAGGUUAAAUGCACAAAAGCAGAAGGAUAUCAGGGGCUAUUUCUGUAUGUAA